Molecule: messenger RNA, 6764 nt
Organism: Linum trigynum
Lineage: Eukaryota; Viridiplantae; Streptophyta; Magnoliopsida; Malpighiales; Linaceae
Source: the annotation of a GenBank genome assembly
AAAAACUUAUGCUUUUACGCUUCUGGUUCAUCAAAACGCUUUACGCUUUUACACUUCUAGUUCACUAAAGGAGUAUUUUAUUCAUGAAAAUACUUGUAUUUUAAAGGUAAAUAAAAAAAUGAUAUAUUUUAGAUUGAAAUAUACAUAUCAGGUACUUGGGAGUAUUCUUAGCUUCAAUAGAGUAAUCUAAUUCACCAGCUAGGCCCUUCCCAAAUUCACUAGCAUAGAGGGGAAGAUAGCUUAUUGUUAAGAUAUAUGUUUAUGAACUUAUUGUUAAAAUGUUAUGAGUUUCUCAACUUUAGACAUGAAUCACAGGUAUUUAUUAACUUAUAUGCACUCAUAUUUUACUUAGAAUAUGUCGUACUUAACACAUUUCUUUGAUUCUACGGUUUACGAUUUUACCCAUUUUGGGCGUCUAGGUAGAAUCGAGCUUUUGACUGCAUUGCACGCAAGGUAGUUAAGGCUCAAGCAAGCUACAUGAAAUACCAAGAAGGGGAGGCAGCGGUUACAAGAGGCAGUUACAUGGCGGUUACAAAGGGAUGUCUAUAAUAUAGGAGAAACGAAGACAAAGCAAAUGCUCCAUAAAAAAACAUUUGACUCUACAUGUCAAACUUUAUCUUUUCCUCUGCAAUGUAGCCAUAGUCGUGGCCCUUAGUUUUUGGAUAACUCACUGAACCACCAUAGGAGUAGGAGUAACUUAUUUCAUUCCCAAAAACCAUCAAUCAAACACCCUUGUUCGAACUAUGUUCGGAGAGGUGUGAACCGUGUUUAGUAAUUGUUGUUCAAAGAAGUCAAAGUUGCAUUCAUUAAUAUCAAACACCAGAGAUUUUCCUCGCCAAAAAAUAAUUACUAAAUUAACUUUGAACCCUACUGAAAUAUAUUGUUUACCGCCCGAGGCUUUAGAGGUCAAUUAGGGUUGGAGUUUCAAUAGUUCUUCAUAGAAAUAAUAUAGGGUUGGUGUGAUUAAGCAUUCAACAAACAAUCUCUUUGUUCUUCCAUAAAUCGCUGAUUGCUAAUUAUCAUAGUUGGUAAAUACUCCGUUUAAUACAUGUAUAUGUAACCAUGCGUACUUUAACCAUUUAAAACUUUCGUAUCCGUAUUAUUGUCAAACUGUUUCAUUUUUUCCGUUCAUCUGAUGGCUCUCGUAUUAAACAAGUUUAAAACUCGUAUAACACGUUUAAUAUUCAUAUUUAAUGAAUUAAAUUAUUAACAUUACUACUAUUUAUAUAUUUAUUUAUUUUAAAAAUAAUUAAUUUUAUAUAUUUAUGACUAUUAACGUACUAUUAAUCGUAAAAUUAACAUUAACGUACUAUAAAAUAGCCGUACAUAUUUUAUUCAUAACUUUCUUGUACUGUAUUUUACUAACUAUGUUAAUUAUAAUUGCCAAAGGCAACAAUGCCAUUUGAAGGCGGACCGCCGAUCUCUUGUAUAAUUUAACGUGUAUAACCUGUCACAUCAUCAUUUAUUUAAGGUGUUUUUUCUAUAAAUUUUAACGAAGGUGUUACCAGGUGAGGUAGUAAUACCACCUCAACCUCUUCCGGGGCAGAGGCCUGUUGGGCUCUAAUGAUGCCUUGUCACUGUGAAGGAUGGCGUGGUUAUGGGCCUAGUAUGGGCUUUUGCCUUGUACGAGGAACUCUUCUUUCGAGAGAUUGCCAAGUCCAUGAUCAAGAUGGGGAACGAAUAAUGUGCUCACGGUCACGGAAGUAGUAGAGGGGAAGUUAGGAAGAGGAUUGUAUGUAGGUUUCUUAACCUUCCUGGAUCUCUCAGUAAGAGGCAAUUUGAACUCACUUGUUCGGGUAUUGUGCUAGCUAUCCCUGUCGGGAAUUACUACGUACUAAAUAAUCAAUUUAAAUCUUAUUGUCGUAGCUCAAUGAAUUAAUUAUAUAGUCUGAAGAUCGAUAUUCUAUUUAAGAUUGCAUAGCACCUUAUUUAAUCCACUGUCGCUUCGAUAAGUUACUAUGUCACAUGAAAUAGGUUCAGUUAUUAGGGUUUCACUGUCGCUAAUAACCUAAUUAACUACAAAUCAAUGUAUUGGUGGCUAGUCAACACAAAGCAUUAAGAAAUUUCAUGCAAUAGAGAUUGGAAGAAAAGAAUCAUGAAUCAAUCCAUCAAAUCAAGAAAUAGCUACAUCCUAUGGUGUUUCCCCCAGAAAUUGGGGUUUAGUUCAUGACGAAAUUAAGAUAAAUCGAUAGGGUUUUGUUCAUCAUGUUCUAAAUCAACAAUACACAACUAAUUCGGUUUAGAAAAUCCAACCAACUAAUCGCUCUCGUUGAAUUCAGCUCAAGCCUUGAAAAACUCGAUCGCCGGUGGCUGCUCGAUACGCUGCUCUGCCUGUAAUUGCCUCCCGCUGCGUUUCCUUGCUCCGCCUUUUCUAUCUCCCUUUUUCCAAAGAAAUUUCGCCCAGCCCUCCUCCAAAAAUAAAGUCCGCCCCCAAUAAUUUGUCCUGCUGCCUUUUUUUCCUUCCUCCAGUAGAAUUCCGUCCACCCUUUUGUUUUUCUUUCCCCACAGAGAAAGUCCGCUGCUGUGUCCGCCCAAAAGAGAAUUUCGCUGCCUUCCAAUUAAUGGCCGCCUAUAAUUCCUCCCGUGUCCCAGAAGAAGCUUUUUUUCAAUAGCAAAUUCCGUGUAUAAAUAGGGGCACUUAGCUUUCCCACGGAGGUCAGUGAGAAGCUUGUAAGUUCUGCUUUAAGCUAUGGACGGCGAUAUAGAGGGAUGAGGUGGUCGUACCGCUUGUACCAUUAAUGCUGCGGCAGUGCCUAAUAUGAGUUUGCUCCUGCCCCAGACAGCUUCGAGGUUCCCAUCGAUCGAUUACAGAGGUUUCAACCACUGAACUUGCUUAUGCUUGAGUCCCCUGGCCCAAAUAUUGUCCCUGCCAUUAAUUACCUCCAUCCAAAAUUAGUCCUCCCCAGAUCACCAAAAAACCUCCGGCCCACUCUUCCUUUCAAAAGCCCAAGUGAAUAUUCCAGUCCCGGUUCAACUCCUCAGUAAGUUCCGGUCCAAUGUACAUCCAGUCCACUUAAAUUAUUCUAUCCAUCAAUGCAAAUUUCUCGUUUCAUUUACCUGAAAUAUAUAAAACAUUUGGCACUUGAUGGUAAUGGUUUUAUAACCAUUCCAGGCUUAGUUGGACCCUCAAACAAGUAUUAUAGGUCUCAAACAUAUUAUGAAAUAAUCACAUUAAGCACAUGGAAUCGAUAUGUUUUCGACAAUUAUCAUAUUGCUCGAUCAUAUUCGCGUUGGACAAGUAUUAUUCGAUAUGCAGUAGUAGUAUGGGACGGGACAUGGAUUAAUAUUAUCUCAAUUUUCUUUAAUAUUUAUUUGUAGUUCUCAUACUUUAACUUUUUUUUAAUAAUAUUUCAGCAUUUUCACACACACAAAAAAAAUAUUUCAACAUAAUGAAACUUUGAAUAGGUGCAAAAAUUGAUCUUUUAAUUAUUUAGAUUCAGUUACUCAUUAUAUUAUCACUAUUGUCAUUCACGAAGUGUUGUUCUUUUGUUUCAUCGUAAAAUUAUUAAAUUUUUUGGUAUAUUUUCUUAAAAUAACAUGUGAAAAUGGAUCGACUCAUCCUUCCUCGUACCUAUAAGGAUAUUACCCGACCUGAUUCGCGUUUAGUAUAGAACAAAUAUAAAUAUUGAGAUACCCACAUUCGCGCUUAGUAUAGACAAAAAUAUAAAAUAAUUUUUUAUUUUUUGUGUAAUUUGAAAAUGAUAAAUUUUAUAAAUUAACCAAAAAUUAUUUAAAUUUUUAUUUUUUUAUUUUUUGGUUAAUUUGAAAAUAAUAAAUAAUUUGAAUUUUUUUAAUAAUUUUUAAGCUGACAAGGCAAUGACAUUGCGUGUUGACUAAUGGUCAAUGGUGUUGAGUGUCCAAAUUGAUGGUCAAAUCAUGUAUCGGGCCAAUUGAGUCUAUAUGCUGCAUUGUUGAGACCAGAAUAUUAAUUUCUGAAACCACGAACCAAAAUUAAUUAUAUAAUUAUAAUUCGAACCAAAAUAAAAUAUUAACCCAUAAAAGUUCACAGGAACAUUUCACUGUACGGGUCCAUGGUCUAUCAAAUACCUUCUUUUCCCACCCUGGCAAAUCUCAUAUAAUGAUUUGCCAUCUGAUCUAAGGUUUUGGUUUCUUUGGCAAAAGAAGAAUAGGGUUCUUAGAAAAUUUGCAAAAUUAUGUCUUUUCUUUCUCCUCCACCAACAUCAUCUAGUUCUCUCACACUAACUACCACCGUUAAUUCGCAUUAACAUAUUAAUCAUCAUCGAUUCAACACUUUCCUACAUUAACCUUGAUAAAUUGGAACAUUAACCUCUAGAAAUGAUCAUUGUAAGUGUCAUGUGUUUUUGUGUUAUCCAUGAUUUUUUCUUUUUGAUAUUAUUUCGUCUUCGUUUUUCAUAUGGACCUUAAAAUCACAAUUUUUACACUCAUUUUCAAUUUUUCAUAUUCACUAAAUUUUUUUGGUAUUUUAAAUCCAAAUUGAGAAAAAAGAGGCUAAUUAUGGAUCAGGGAAUCGAUAUGAAUCAAGACUUUAUCAACAUGGAGUCACAUUAUCAUUAAUCAAAUUAUUUUAUAUUAUGAUCACAAAGAGGCGAUUAUUGAUUGACACAAAUCAUAAUGGUGUUAUAAACGCGCUGCUACGGAUCGGGAAAUCGCAGGACUCGACAAAGCAAGAAUACGAAAGCGAGAAUCGAAAACACGAGACACGAUUUACGUGGUUCACCAACACGAUGUGUGUUAGCUACGUCCACGGGCGAGAGAGAAACCCCCGAUUACCAGUCGUAGCGGCUGAUAGUUCGAUUCAAGUCACAUCAACAAAUGGUUUGACAAAUAGCUAAACCCUUGGUACCUUUCAUUGAAUAUUGUUCCACUCCCACGUCAACUUCCUUGCUCUCUUUUUGUGGUGUCAUAGAUCAUUCCCCCACCUACGAGCUUUCUAGUUGUGGUUUGUACUAGUUUUAAGCCUACACGAAAUGUCAUCUUACCAAAAAAAGUCUACAAGAAAUGCCGUGAUGAAACACUUCAAUAUAAAUAGACUUUUGGCAUUUUGAGAGUAGGUAGUAUUGUCAAAACCUAAUCAGAAAUAUGAAUCCGUAAAGUGAUUGAUUAUUGGUUCAACCUGUACCAAAUCAAUAAAAAUUAUUUUUGAAUAUCCAACACUUAAUUGUCUAUUGAUGAGAAAAUUUGAUUUAUUUGGUAAUAGCAUUUUAAUAUCCAUCACUUAUUGCAAUCCAUUAAUUGUAUAUUGAUGGUUCGUUUGGAUGCAUCAUUUUGGUUCUAUGAUAUUUCGAAUCCAAAUGAUGCAUUAUUUUGCUACGUGGCAUUUCAUGUGGUAUUUCAUUUUGAAAUAUGGUAAUUGGUGUAAUUGCCUUGUUUGGAUAAAACAUUCAAAUAUUAUGGUAUUUCACCACUUAAAGAAGGGAUGAAGUAGAAAAAGAAGUUGGGAGAUGAGGUAUUUGAAAUAACUAGGGGGUGGGUAGGUAUUUCAAAUAACUCACAAUGAGUUAUUUCAAUUGACUCGUGGACAAAAUAUCACAUUCUACUUUAUUUUUGCCAAACGAGUUAUUUUGAUUGAAAUACCUCAUUCUGAAUUAUUUUGACCAAAUUACCUCAUCAAAAUAAUGUAUCCAAACCACCCGUGAUAAGGAAAUUUGGUUUAUUUGGGAAUUUGCUAGCUAAAACGUUUAUGGAGAGCAACUAAAGUGAGCAAUACCAUCUUCAUUACUAUUCUUUGGCAAUUGCUAAAGUGAUGUGGAUGGUGAUAUGACACUUCAAUAGCAAUUGCUAACGAUGCAAGGGUGAUUGCUAAAUUGACAAAUUUGUUAUAUUACCAAGUCCUCUGGCAAUAUCACCUAGAUAUAGGUAGGGCUGCAAAUGAGCCAUGCCGCUCGCGAGCAACUCGGCGUUCGAAUUGGAAAAAACUCGUUCGACACUUGACUCGUUGUUUAACAAGUCGGCUCGCUCGUUCGACACUCGACUCGUUGUUUAACGGCUCGUUAGUAAACGAGCCAAGCUUGAGCUAGGCCAUGCUCGGCUUGAUAAGCUCGUGAGCUAGCUUGACUCGAUGGCUUGUUGAGCGAAGCUCGCGAGCUGUCUUGUUUAAAGCUUGUGGAAGGAUUAAUUACUCUUUUGAACAUGAAAAUUAUCUUGUUAAUAAAGAUGUGUAUGGAAGUUAGAUGUUAUUUUUAGUUUCUCGUGUUCUUUUUGUCAUUUUUAAUUUCUAAUGUUCUUAUUUGUACACAUUUUUCAGCAAUAAUGGUUUCAAAUCGAGCUUAUCUAGAGCCGAGCUUGUACUCAGCUUGACAAGUUGUGUUAAUGAGCAUUUACCGAGCUCGAGCUGAAUUAUUUUUAAUCGAGUCGAGCUCGAGCUCGAGCUGGAUGAUCAAAAUUCGAGUUCGAGCUAAAAAAUUUACAAACGAGCGGAGCUCAAGCUAAGCAAAAACUCGACUCGACUCGGCUCAUUUGCAGCCCUAGAUACAAAUAGAUGAGGAACCACUUUCAUUUUUUUUUUCUAAGCAAUCAUAUAUAUAAUUAAUUAGAGAAGUAAUUAUUAAACACAUUUAUCGUAAAUUAUAUAUGAGAUUUUAUCAUCCAAGUACAAAAGAUAAACAAGACAGCAUAGCUAUGAUUGAAUAUUCAUUGAUGAAAUUAGAAAGAAACGCCUCUAAAUGAAUUUCCUAAAUAAUUUAGGGUGUCAAGGGAUUCGCUGUGUUGACGAGUUGAGGAGCUUAAUCAAAUCUCGACUUUUCAGUUCCACUAGUAUAAUAUAAUGAAUGUGAUUAAACGAU